GGAUGAUGCUGCGGACAUGCUGCUAUCGUCGGACAGGACGGGGACGUGUCUGGCUGCUCGGUAACCUCGGUCGGUGCUCAGGAAACGAAGCAGCUGCCUCACUAGUAUUCGUACCACGAGGCGACGCAGCGGGCCCUCGGAAAGAGCGAGCGUCGGGGCCAUGGCUUAUCACUCGGGCUACGUAGCCCACGGCUCCAAGCACAGGGCCCGGGCAGCUCCGGAUCCCCCUCCCCUCUUCGAUGACACAAGCGGUGUUUACUCCAGCCAGCCGGGGGGAUACCCAGCCCCAGGAGCCGACGUGGCCUUCAAUGUCAACCACUUGAUUGGGGACCCAGUGGCCAACAUGGCUAUGGCCUAUGGCGGCUCCAUCGCAUCCCAUGGGAAGGACAUGGUGCACAAGGAGCUGCACCGUUUUGUGUCUGUGAACAAACUCAAGUAUUUUUUCGCUGUGGACACAGCCUAUGUGGCCAAGAAGCUAGGGCUACUGGUCUUCCCCUACACACACCAGAACUGGGAAGUGCAGUACAGUCGUGAUGUGCCUUUGCCUCCGCGGCAAGACCUCAACGCCCCCGACCUCUAUAUCCCCACAAUGGCCUUCAUCACCUACGUGCUGCUGGCUGGGAUGGCGCUGGGCAUUCAGAAAAGGUUCUCCCCAGAGGUGCUGGGCCUGUGUGCAAGCACGGCACUGGUGUGGGUUGUGAUGGAGGUGCUAGCUCUGCUCCUGGGCGUCUACCUGGCCACUGUGCGCAGCGACCUGAGCACCUUCCACCUGCUGGCCUACAGCGGCUACAAAUAUGUGGGGAUGAUCCUCAGUGUUCUCACGGGCCUGCUCUUCGGCAGCGAUGGCUACUACGUGGCGCUGGCCUGGACUUCAUCCGCACUCAUGUACUUCAUCCUUCAGCUCUCUCCUUUAUUCCAGGUGCGCUCUUUGCGAACAGCAGCCCUGGGCCCCGACAGCAUGGGGGGCCCGGCCCCCCGGCAACGUCUCCAGCUCUACCUGACUCUGGGAGCUGCAGCCUUUCAGCCCCUCAUGAUAUACUGGCUGACCUUCCACCUGGUCCGGUGACCCCCGGUCCCCACUGGCACUGAUUUUUACAUACAUUGAAGAUUUGGUUUCCUUGA
Molecule: messenger RNA, 1122 nt
Organism: Orcinus orca (killer whale)
Lineage: Eukaryota; Metazoa; Chordata; Mammalia; Artiodactyla; Delphinidae
Gene: YIF1A
Product: Yip1 interacting factor homolog A, membrane trafficking protein
Exons: 8
Coding region: 161-1066 (301 amino acids)
Biological process (GO): endoplasmic reticulum to Golgi vesicle-mediated transport
Cellular component (GO): endoplasmic reticulum-Golgi intermediate compartment; COPII-coated ER to Golgi transport vesicle; endoplasmic reticulum membrane
Source: RefSeq, a predicted model, not a curated record